Messenger RNA from Plenodomus lingam JN3, 501 nucleotides. The record is from RefSeq and is a predicted model, not a curated record. NCBI's taxonomy places the organism in Eukaryota, Fungi, Ascomycota, Dothideomycetes, Pleosporales, Leptosphaeriaceae.
AUGCGCCUCUCUAGACUUAUCGAUCUCCGCCGCCCCACGUCCGCACCGCUUGAGCCCGAGGACAUCUUCGGCUCCUCUCUCGGCCUAUUCAAUGACCUGCAGAACCAGCAUGGCGAGGACCCCGAUACGGUGAUACUUUAUAAGAACGCACGGCACGGCCAGCUCGAGUUCAGGACAGCCGAUGUAAAUGGCGAGGAGGAGCGACGAAAAUUUGCCCAUUACCUCUGGAAUGCAGGCCUCUUGAUGGGUGAAUUGGUCGGAGGGCGGGCAACAUCAUCGGGGAGCAGACUUUUAGACCUGGCUGAAGAGGAUAAGUGGAGGGACGGAGAGUGGUGGCUGAAUGAAGAAGAGGAGAAGCGAUGGAAUGUUGAAGGCGAGAUAGUACUGGAGUUGGGGGCAGGCGUAGGACUUGGUGGCAUCGCGAGCACUUUGGCAGGCGCAAAGGAGGCACUGAGUUGUCACACAAACCUCGCGAUUCCAACUAACAAUACGUCCAGGUGA